Molecule: messenger RNA, 1485 nt
Organism: Chaetomium fimeti
Lineage: Eukaryota; Fungi; Ascomycota; Sordariomycetes; Sordariales; Chaetomiaceae
Exons: 3
Coding region: 424-1485 (353 amino acids)
Source: RefSeq, a predicted model, not a curated record
AACAGUCCAGAAGCAACCAAAGACAUUCGGCCGUCUAAUUGCUCAUGCACGUUUUGAGCGCCGGGACCAAACUGUCGGGUCCGGAAGAAUAACACCAAGACCCUCCGGGACCAGUAACCGAGACAACGGCUGGACAGCAUCAUGACCCCUUUCCCACGUAUUCACAGUUUACCGCCAGUAUGGAUAUCCGACCCUCAUUAAGCGCCCAAAACGGCUCAACUCGCUUGACCGCUUGCAUUCGAUGAGGUUUGAUUACUGUCGUUGGCCGUCGCCUCCCAGUGACUGGCCGACGAUAACAACAGCAUCCUCGCCGUCUUCGGGGCCAGUUGCUCGCGUUGUCGCUCUUCUCUUCUUGACUUUCUCUAGACUUGCGCAUUGGGCCACCCACCAGAGACACAGUGCCACGAGCUCUCGCAACUCAAAAUGAGGGCACUAACUUUGGCCAUCAUCUCACUCCUCUUCCUUGCCCACUUAUGCUUGGCACAGAAGCAGUGUUACUACCCAAACGGCCAGAUCGCAGUGAACGAUUCACCAUGCGAUCCCGAUGCGGACGAUAGCCCAUGUUGUGCCGGCGGGCAAGGCACCACCUGCUUGUCCAACAAGCUCUGCCGUGGGCCAGACGGGAACACCGUCCGAGGCUCUUGUACAGAUAAGAGAUGGGACUCCCCCGACUGCGCCCUAUUCUGUCUUACGGCCAACACAGGCGGAACCGACCUCAUCUCCUGUGCCAACGUAACCGGCUCCGACACGACCUACUGCUGCGACAACCACCGAGCCUACUGCUGCGACUCGGGCGUCGCCCGCUUCGAAGUCCUCCCCCCCAAGCCCCAAAUCCUCGCCAACUGGGACGACCGCGCCUCCGCCUUCCUCCCGUUCAAACAAACCACCUCCAGCUCCACCUCCUCUAAAUCCACAUCCACAUCCACACGCCCUCCAACCAACUCAUCCACCCCACCCCCCUACCCAACCGCAUCAACCCCCACCAGCAACACCCAACUCCCGGGAACAUCCGCCGACCCGAUCGCGGCCCCCACACUUCCCCUCGCCGCACAAGCAGGCAUCGGAGCCGGCGCGGGGGUCCUGGCCAUCGCGCUCGCGGCCGUGGCAUACCUGGUGUUCAAGCUGCGCAGGAACAAAUGGGCGCUGCAGGCCGAGAAGCAGAGGGAUCAGAGGCUAGGGGGGGAUCAGCAUCGGGGGUUUGGACCCGGGCCUAGGUACAAGUACAAGGCUGAUGGCGGUAUGGGUGGUGUGGGUGGUAACGGGGGUGGUGCGGCGGCGUGGUAUCACCCGCCUGCGUAUGGCGAGCAGCAGCAGCAGCCGUAUCAGGGGGGUGUGGGGCUCGGGGUGGUGCCGCGGCAGGAGCUGGAUGCGUGGCCGAAUGCUGGGUAUGGGCAGCAGCCGCAGGGUCAGGCGCAUGGGCAGGGGUAUGUGGCGAGGUUUGAGCUGCCUUCGACGCCUGGGAGGGGGCCGGGGAGGGCGUUUUAG